AUGAAUUCGACAUUUUCAUCUAAUGUCGGUUCCUCCAGUGCUUCGCAAGGAACGGAAUUCGUGGAACGAAAAAUUGAUGAUAUGAAAGGCAACAACAGCAAAGAUAGCGAUUCCGAAGGGGAAGGAGCAGAAGAGAUUCUGGAAGAAAGUCCAUGCAAAAGAUGGAGUAAACGGCGUGAGCAAGUGAAGCAACGUGAUGUUCCUGGUAUCGAUUGUGCUUAUUUGGCAAUGGACAAUGAAACAGGGAAUGAAGUGGUCUGGAACGAAGUUUUGUUCUCAGAACGCAAGAAUUUUCGUUCUCAGGAAGAACAGAUCAAUGCGGUUUUUGACAAAUUGACUCUUCUUGUGCAUACAAAUCUUGUUAAAUUUCAUAAGUAUUGGACAGACUCGAAAUCUGAUAAACCUAGGAUAGUUUUUAUAACUGAGUAUAUGUCUUCUGGUUCAUUAGCACGGUUUCUACAACGAACCAGAAAAUCAGGUGCCACAUUGAAUCUAAAGGCGUGGAAGAAAUGGACCACACAAAUUCUUGCUGCAUUGAGUUAUUUGCAUUCAUGCAAUCCUCCCAUUGUUCAUGGCAAUCUGUCUUGCAACACGACCUUUAUUCAGCACAACGGCCUGGUCAAAAUUGGUUGUGUCGCUCCAACUGCAAUUCAGCAUCACGUAAAAACGUUUCAAGAGAACAUCAGAAAUAUGCACUAUAUUGCACCGGAAUACGAACAUUGUAAUGCUGUAGCUCCGCCAGCUGACAUCUAUUCCUUUGGAAUAUGUGCGCUAGAGGCAAGUUUAAUCUCGAAUAUGAGUUUAAGUAUGGGGCAGCGUAAGUUUUCGGGAAAAGGCUGCGGUCGGAGACUGACUUGUAUGGCUUUACCAACAGGUCUUUGUGGCUCUUCUAAUGGUACUGAAACAAGUGUCGUUUCGCAGGAUAUGAUUCAGAGAGGAUUAAAAUCCUUGGAAGAUCCUCUGCAAAAAGACUUUAUCGAGAAGUGUUUGAACUCGGAUCCAACAAAGAGGCCCACUGCUCGUGAACUGUUAUUCCAUAGUAUUUUGCAUGAGGCAUAUUCUCUGAAACUGUUAGCUGCUCACUGUAUUGUCUUAUUGAAAUUAAAUGACAGUUUAAGUGAAGAUUGUCUGCAUGUGAAAGAUGUGAAUCGAGUUGCUGCGACAUCCAAAUUUCGUUCUAUGACAUAUAGUCAAGUUCCAAAUUUCCAGGUGGAUCUAGAAAAGUUUUUAGAGGAUGUGAAUACUGGAGUAUAUCCUCUUGUAACAUUUCCUGUUUCCUACCAUCAAGGAAUGACAGCUUCAACUUCCUCGUCAGCUAUGGCUGGUGAGAAACAGCACGACGAUCGUAGAUUAAAUGGAAAUAAGUCAGAAUCGACACCUUCAGCAGACUCACCUUUAGAAUACAAAGAAAACCGUUCAAUCAUUAAGUCUACAGUUACUCUGAACGGUUCGACAAUAACGUUAAUUGUUCAGUUAGACGACAUGAUGAACCGGCAAUUAACAGCAAGGAUAACUGACAGCGAUACAGCAAGCGUCUUAGCAUCGGAGCUAGUGCAUCAUGGUUUAAUUGCAGAGAACGAUAAAGCAAGGGUAGAAGAUGCAUUUGCGAAGGCUCUUGAAAAAGAACCUACUGAUAGCAGUUUUGGAGAUGAAAGAUUAGGUCAUGAAAUAUAG
Molecule: messenger RNA, 1674 nt
Organism: Thelazia callipaeda (thelaziosis nematode)
Lineage: Eukaryota; Metazoa; Nematoda; Chromadorea; Rhabditida; Thelaziidae
Source: the annotation of a GenBank genome assembly